AUGCUAUCUGAAUGCAGCAAAUGGAUAUCAAUUUUGAUCAAAGUAACCGAUCGAAGCUAGAAAAGUCACAUUUUACACAAGCCAUUUUCUCACCGUGGUACAACACAAAUAGUAAGUUCCGCGUUAUUCCGAAUAGGAAAAGAUUUUAAGUCUUCAAAUCUGCCCUCUCAAAUGGCAUUCACAAACCACAUCCUUCGCCGAGCUGCCUUCCUUGCCAAUAAUGUUCGCAACAUGGGCGGCAGCACCGGUGUUGCAUCUGCCACCCCAGGAUCCGGCCAUGCGCAUGGUGACUACAAAAAGUGGAAAAAACUUUCCUUGUUCGUCGCCUUUCCGGCCGUUGGUCUGGCCAUGGUCAACGCUGUCCUACAGUUAUCGUCGGACGAGGAACACGAACGUCCGGAGUUUGUCCCGUACGAACAUAUGCGCAUCCGUACCAAGCGGUUCCCCUGGGGUGAAGGCCAGCGAUCACUGUUCCACAACCCGCACGUGAAUGCGUUGCCGGAUGGCUAUGAAGAAUAGGAUGGGAUGUGGAAGGAUAGAGAUUCGAGAAAUGAUUCGUUUGUAUUGGAACUGUCAAACUAAUUAAAUUUUAAAUAAAACCUU
Messenger RNA from Aedes albopictus (Asian tiger mosquito), 603 nucleotides. RefSeq names its product cytochrome c oxidase subunit 6A1, mitochondrial-like. NCBI's taxonomy places the organism in Eukaryota, Metazoa, Arthropoda, Insecta, Diptera, Culicidae. Bases 172 to 519 code for a protein of 115 amino acids. Gene Ontology annotation, biological process: mitochondrial electron transport, cytochrome c to oxygen. Gene Ontology annotation, cellular component: mitochondrial inner membrane. The transcript has a single exon. Gene Ontology annotation, molecular function: enzyme regulator activity. The record is from RefSeq and is a predicted model, not a curated record.